AUGGUCCCUAUAACAUGCUUUAAGAUUCGACGAAAUGAAAGAUCCUUGUCUUCUGGAAGACCACAGCUUCUCACACCUAGAGAUAAAAGACGUAUUGUCUCGAAUAUCAAAAAAGACAGGUGGUCAACUUUGGAUGAUCUUGUUGAUUAUGCUAGUGCUGACACGGGAAAGAAUGUCAACAAGGUUACCAUGCAACCUUUUCUUACCAAGGCACACAUUGCCAAACGUCGAGCUUGGUACAAAACUGUGCAAGACUGGAAUGGACAGUGGGAAACUGUUAUCUGGAGUGACGAGUCAACAUUUGUGCUAUAUAAGAAGAAUUCAAACAGAAAUCUCUGGGGCCAAACUUGUGAGAGGUUUGAUACGGAUUACUUUGCCCCGAAGGUGCAAGGAAAUGAUGAAAACAUGGAUGGUCCAAGAUAUGUAGAAGUUCUUCGAGACCACUUUCUUUCAUUUUUGCAUGUUCUUCCUGUACCUAGCAGCGGUGGCUACAACUUCCAGAAAGAACAUUUCAGGGCUCAUAAAUCAAAAGCUGCAGGAAAGUUCAAGAAAGAACAUGGUAUUGAUGUUUUGGAAUGGGUAUCCAACAGCCUUAACCCUAGCCCCAUCUAG
Messenger RNA from Phycomyces blakesleeanus NRRL 1555(-), 612 nucleotides. RefSeq lists its product as hypothetical. Bases 1 to 612 code for a protein of 203 amino acids. The record is from RefSeq and is a predicted model, not a curated record. NCBI's taxonomy places the organism in Eukaryota, Fungi, Mucoromycota, Mucoromycetes, Mucorales, Phycomycetaceae. Gene Ontology annotation, molecular function: nucleic acid binding. The transcript has 4 exons.